CCCUCACACAUACGCAAGAGUCCAGCGCGCCACACACCACCCUCUUGGUCGUUCCAUUUUUCACAUUCAAUUUUUCAGUUCGUAUUGAUUUUGCUUCCCAGAUAAACAUGAUCAAUUCCAAUCACCAAUCCAUGUCGUCCUCCGACGGGUCGGGUAAGAAGGUCCGGAAGCCCUACACCAUCACCAAGUCCAGAGAGAGCUGGACCGAAGAAGAGCACGACAAGUUCCUCGAGGCUCUUCAACUGUUUGAUCGUGACUGGAAGAAAAUUGAAGAUUUUGUGGGUUCUAAGACGGUUAUUCAGAUUAGAAGUCAUGCACAGAAGUACUUCUUGAAAGUUCAAAAGAAUGGGACAACAGCGCAUGUGCCUCCUCCUCGGCCAAAGCGCAAGGCUUCGCAUCCUUACCCGCAGAAGGCCUCUAAAAAUGAAUUUAUUCCCUUCCAAGCAUCACUUGCUUAUCCUUCUUCCAUGAAUGCCAUUGCAUCUGGCUAUUGUCCUUGGGAUGAAGCUUCAAUUUUCUUAAAUGCUGGACCAGACCAAAUUGUGUUGUCACACGAAGAAUUUAUUAAUCGUCAAGCAGCGGAAGCUGGUAUUGGAUCAAAGGGGGUGGCGAGAAUUAGUAAAUGUGAUCCUAGUGGGAUCGGAAGCUCAAGUAGAACCCUACCUAGUUCCGAGAUAACAAAGCAAGGGUCACAAGCUCAUGUGCGCCAUGGUCUUCCAGAUUUUGCCGAAGUUUAUAGCUUCAUUGGAGAUGUUUUUGAUCCAGACACCCAAGGCCAUGCUCAGAAACUCAAGGAAAUGGAUCCCAUCAAUUUCGAAACUGUUUUGUUGGUAAUGAGAAACCUCAGCAUCAACUUGGCUAGCCCAGAUUUUGAACCAAUUAGGAAGGUCCUGGUAUCAAAUGAUGCCAGUAUGAAAACGGCAGCUGCAGGAAAUAUUCCCGGUUACCAAAAUAGCGAUCUUUCAUGUUGAACUUAGUAGCACAUACAGUUGCUGACUGGAAUGGUCCUGGAGAAAAGUUAUAGUGGUUCUAGAACAGCCAGCCAUAUAUGAUCUUCGGACUAUAGCUCAGCAGCCACAACCAGGAGAUUAUUAGAUGGUGCUGAAUGGAAGAAAAAAUUCAAAUGAAUUUCAAGCUCUGGGAGGUUUUGAUUGUCUGGUGAUCUCUAUGAGUGAUUAUUAAUAGUGAUCUUCUUCAGGCCUUCCAGAUGUUUAUGUAUAUCUUGUAAGAUCUGUUUUGGGGUAGGUCUUUUAUUUGUUAUAGAAAACCAUUUUCCCAAGCAAGUGUAAACUACGAGAAUCAGAAUUCUUUGCAAAUAAAAAAUAAGAAUAAAAACGGAAGAACAUGAGAUG
Fragaria vesca subsp. vesca is the source of this 1352-nucleotide messenger RNA. Its product is annotated as transcription factor ASG4-like. The record is from RefSeq and is a predicted model, not a curated record. NCBI's taxonomy places the organism in Eukaryota, Viridiplantae, Streptophyta, Magnoliopsida, Rosales, Rosaceae. Gene Ontology annotation, molecular function: DNA binding. The transcript has 9 exons. The coding region runs from base 108 to 971 and encodes 287 amino acids.